UCUGCAGCGUUUUAUCAGAAGUGUAUGUGCAUGUCCCUGCUGCACCCUCACCUGUCACUUUGUGCUGUGCAUGCAGAUGCUGAGGCGGGCUGUGAUCUGUUGCUCUCUGCUGGUCCUGGUUGGUGCCCACGACUGUCCAGAUGGAGGAAGGUGCAAAAACGGACAAACGUGCUGCAGCGACCCAGCAAACGGAUACCAGUGCUGCCCGUUUCAUCAGGCCGAGUGCUGUGAGGAUCACGUCCACUGUUGCCCUGAGGGUACAAACUGUGACACACUCACUUCCAGCUGCAUGAACGCAACUGUGUCCAUGGCCUGGGCGCAGCGAUCCCCCGCUCAGCAGCAGCAGGGACUCUCAAAACCCUUCCGGAUGAUCAACAGUCGCGACGGGUCGGCAGACGACCACAUGUGUCCUGAUGGGUCACGAUGUCCACCUGAGUUUUCUUGUCUCAAGGCACUGUCAAAGUUUAUCUGCUGUCCAUUUGCUCAGGGAGUUGCCUGUUCUGACGGGAAACACUGCUGUCUCAAAGGCCACCGUUGCAGCGAGAACAGCCGCUCAUGCAUCAAAAAAGAGUCUGCGAGUACAGUGCUCUGCAAAGAUGGCGUGUCAGAGUGUCCCAUAGAUACCACGUGCUGUCAAAACCCAGAGGGCAGCUGGGGAUGUUGUCCCAUGCCCAGGGCCGUGUGCUGCGCAGAUAAAAUGCACUGCUGCCGUGAAGGUACCAUAUGUGAUCUGGAACACUUAAAAUGCAUUUCUUCAUCUACCAAAGAAGAGACACCAAUGUGGGCCAAGCUGGCUGCCAGGAGGAGAGCAGAGUGGGAGAACCAGAAAAAUCUUUUACGGGCAGCAGCUGAAGACAGUGACUCAGAAAAAGUCCCUGAACGCACCACAGCCAAACCGCUUCCUUAUUUGAGCAAGAAGGAGUUUGUGUCACCUGUCGCUACAGCAGCUGCAGUUCAUGAUGUCCCCUGCAAUGAGACAGUGGGCUGUCCAGACGAUCAAACAUGCUGUAAAAACAACAAGCACGGCUGGACAUGCUGCCCUUUACCAGAGGGGGUCUGCUGUGAGGACCAUGUCCACUGCUGCCCUGCUGGAAUGAUCUGCAACCUGACCGCCCAAACCUGUGACAAACCCACAGGUUCCACAGCCUUGAAGAAGAAGAUUCCAGCAUUGACCUUGGGGGGGCGUACUGCGGUGGAGGCUGCAGCUGAAGGUCUGCUGGCAGUGAUGAAGCAGGACAGAAACAGAGACCAUGAAGAGGAGGUGCAAGCAGAGGAGGAGAAGAAGAAGGAGGAUGAUGGCCAGAUUCAGUGUGACUCCUACACCACCUGUCCUCCCGACACCACCUGCUGCUUCAUGGCCUCUGUGCAAAAGUGGGGCUGCUGCAUACUGCCAAACGCGGUGUGCUGUGCAGAUGGACUCCACUGUUGCCCCGCCCACUACAAGUGUGAUCUGAGCACGACAUCGUGCUUCAAAGGAGACGUGGUGAUACCCUGGUACACCAAGGUCGCAGCGACCGCCGCAGCUCCCGCUGAUGUCAGAUCGGUGCCGUGUGAUGCUGACAAACGCUGUCCCGAAGACGCCUCCUGCUGCUGGCUCGCCACGGGCGAGUGGGUCUGCUGCCCUCUGAGCAACGCUGUGUGCUUCCCGGAUAAGGAGCACUGCUGCCCACAGGGUCAUAGUUGCAACACCGCCUCUGGUUCAUGUCAGAAACUCACCCAGCAGCUGCAGACGAGCCCACUGACGCCAGUGUUCCAGCCAAAACCUCGUCCACAGCUGCACCGCUUAAAGCACACAGAUAUCAUAUGUGAUGACCAAACCAAGUGUAAAGAUGAUGAGACCUGCUGCAAGAUAUCUGCCACCACAUGGGGCUGCUGUCCUCUACCACAUGCGGUGUGCUGCAGCGACAUGAAAUACUGCUGUCCUGCCGGCUACACCUGCACUGGUGAAGGAGGAUGUGUUCAAAAGCGCCCCUUCCCCUUUAUCAUGCCAUAAUUUGUUUCUAUGGAUUUGGAUUCAUGUGCAUGUUUUUUUAAUGAUAUUUUGAUUUAAAAUCAUUUGUGCUAAUCACUGGUUUGUUUCUGUGCAUUUGGAUUCAUGUGCAUGUUUUUUUUAAUGAUAUUUUGAUUUAAAAUCAUUUGUGCUAAUCACUGGUUUGUUUCUGUGCAUUUGGAUUCAUGUGCAUGUUUUUUUAAUGAUAUUUUGAUUUAAAAUCAUUUGUGCUAACCACUGGUUUGUUUCUGUGCAUUUGGAUUCAUGUGCAUGUUUUUUUUAAUGAUAUUUUGAUUUAAAAUCAUUUGUGCUAAUCACUGGUUUGUUUCUGUGCAUUUGGAUUCAUGUGCAUGUUUUUUCAUGAAAUUUUGGUUUACAAUAAUUUGUACUAAUCACUGGUUUGUUUCUAUGCAUUUGGAUUCAUGUGCAUGUUUUUUAUGAGAUGAUUUUGUUUAAAAUGAUUGAUAUUAAUCAUUGACUCGCCUUUAAAGUAUUUCAUUGUUUCUGUUGUGCUGAA
Molecule: messenger RNA, 2507 nt
Organism: Thalassophryne amazonica
Lineage: Eukaryota; Metazoa; Chordata; Actinopteri; Batrachoidiformes; Batrachoididae
Gene: grna
Product: granulin a
Exons: 12
Coding region: 71-1993 (640 amino acids)
Cellular component (GO): extracellular region
Source: RefSeq, a predicted model, not a curated record